Aspergillus terreus NIH2624 is the source of this 1089-nucleotide messenger RNA. RefSeq names its product phosphotransferase family protein. The record is from RefSeq and is a predicted model, not a curated record. The coding region runs from base 1 to 1089 and encodes 362 amino acids. The transcript has 3 exons. Lineage: Eukaryota; Fungi; Ascomycota; Eurotiomycetes; Eurotiales; Aspergillaceae.
AUGGCGGGAGCAGUGCGCCAACCCAUCGAUAUUCCGGCCCUGGAACGGUACAUCAGCCAGCAUGUGCCGGAGAUCCAGACCCCGAUUGAUGUGAAGCAGUUCGGCUUCGGUCAAUCCAACCCCACGUACCAGCUCACGGGCGUCAAUGGCCAGAAAUACGUGAUGCGCAAGAAGCCGCCCGGCAAGCUACUGUCCAAGACGGCGCACAAGGUCGAGCGCGAGUACAAGAUCAUCCACGCGCUGGAGAAGACGGACGUGCCGGUGCCCAAGGCGUACUGUCUGUGCGAGGACAGCAGCGUGAUCGGCACGCCUUUUUACAUCAUGGAGUUUCUGGACGGGCGCAUCUUCACCGACCCGGCCAUGCCGGAGGUCGGGCCCGAAGAGCGGACUGCUCUAUGGAAAGACGCGGUGCGCACGCUGGCCAAGUUCCACCGGGUGGUGCCGCGGGAGGUCGGGCUGGAGAGCUUCGGCAAGCCCAGCGGGUUCUACGACCGGCAGAUCGCGACGUUUAAGACGAUCUCGCAGGCGCAGGCGCAGGCGGUGGACGUGGAGAGCCAGGAGCCCGUGGGCGACCUGCCGCAUUUCGCAGACAUGGUGCGGUUCUUCUCGAACAAGGCGACGCAGCCGCGCGACCGCGGCACGCUCGUGCACGGCGACUACAAGAUCGACAACAUGGUGUUCCACAAGACGGAGCCGCGCGUGAUCGGCAUCCUGGACUGGGAGAUGGCGACGGUGGGCCACCCGCUGUCGGACUACUGCAACCUGACCAGCCCGUACUUUAUGGACUUGACGGGGGCGACGACGGCGCAGUUCCGGCCCGGGGUGACGCCGGGGCUGCCGACGCGCGACGAGCUGAUGCGCUGGUACGCCGAGUUCUCCGGGUACGACGUGUCGGCGGAUAUCGUGUGGGGGGAUGCGUUCAUGUCGUGGCGGAGCUCGGUGAUCAUGCAGGGCAUCAAGGCGCGGUAUGCGUUGCGGCAGGCGAGCAGUGCGCGGGCUCACGAGUAUGCGGAGAGAAUGGUGCCGAUGGCGCUGGCGGCGUGGGAGCGGGUGGAGAAGUUGCAGGCGGCGAUGAGAGGGCGAUUGUAG